AUGAAUGCUGACAACAGUCCGUUGCUCCGGAGGGCGAGGCGCUCGUACAGCGCUAUACCAGGCUCUCCACGUGUUUUUACGCUCGGCACUUCUCCUUUCUCGUCUGCCCCAAAAGUGGACAAUGCUUCUACUCGACAGCAAUUUUCAAAGCUUUCAAGUUCAACUUAUAACGCAAAUGCUCCUGUAGAAGCUGUAGACACCCAGGAUUGCAAGUACUCCGAGGACACUUUUAGCCUGAAUAGAGGCGGACACGGGAGUUCUUCAGCUUCGUUUACGCAAGAGCACUUUUCAUCAUCGCGGCCACCUUUCAUUAACUCCAGUGAAAUUCUUGCGCGUCAUCCGCAAUAUGUUUCUGCUGCGUCUAAAACCCAAACUACCGGAAAUACCCAAAAAGUGUUCUCUGCUGAUGAGAGCCGCUGCUCGGAUGGCACUGGGGACUUGAUGGAGCCUGACAGCUACGCCAGAAACUCGUCUAAGAAGAUAUUGCUCAAGAGGGAGUCGGGUGGUUUUUCCUCACCCUUCGAUGCAGAAACAAGCGGACACUUCGACCCUCACAAUGAUUCUAUGGCUGCUUUGGCUAAAUGGAAGGUCUCAGAUUACCGUGCGGCAACUCCACACCGACGUUCUCUCACCACUGAUUCUAAUGAAGGCGAUCAAGGAAGAAUCUCCAGACUUCGUUCGUCGUUACAAAAUAUUAAUUCUCGGGAUAGCCUUUCAAAAAGCUCUCCUAAAGUGAUGUCGGCUGAUGGCCAGUCCGGUGAUGAUUUGUCGGAUCUCAUGUAUAAAGGAGCGACAGAUUUGCGCAACGCGAAGCGUGCUCUUGAAGAAAAAACCAUAGCACUACAACGUGUGGAAGAAGAACUUGUCGUGAGGACUUCCGAAAAAGACGACUUGCUGAAACGAACUGCUGUAAUCAAGGAGAAGACCAAGACCGAAUUGGAGUCUCAGGCGAAGAAGUUGAACGACAUAGUUUCCCAAACCCAAUCUCUCAAGUCCCGCUCGGAAGAAUGUUUCUCGUUUGUUCAAGAAGCAGAAGCGUCUUUACCGGAUGUCAAGAAUCUGAAGGAGGAAAUUCAGAAAUCUGUGGACCAGCUCGAAGCUUCAAUCGGUGAAGACGGAUCAUAUGUUCCAACCCAAGGCUGGAAAUCCGUUUUAAACGAACUGCAAGCAGAAAUGACGAAUAAGCAGCAGAUCAUUGACAUAUUUCGAGAUCGCUUGGAAUGUGCUCAAGGAGACCUCGCGGAGGCUAAGAAUCGAGUUGCAGAAUUAGAAGGUUUACACACCCAGCACAGCAAUGCCCUACAUUCAAUGUCGGAAAAAUUAAGUGAUACAGGUGACGAAGUUGAUCAACAAGAAAAUGCGAGUUUCGUGUCAAAAAAUGCGGAGCUGGAAGCCGCCGUCGCCACCUCUGCGAAACAAAUCGCAGAGCUCAAACAGCGUCUUUCUCAAAAGGAAGCCGAAGUACAGUCUAUCACCGCCCUACAAAGAGAACUGGAAAAGCACCGCACCUUAGCAGAGGAGAGGGCCAUGGAAGUCAAGUCGCUCCGCUGCAGUCGAGAGAGACUUUCUCGAGUGGAAGAGCUUCUGAGAGACCGCGAAUCACGGAUCAUCGCCCUGGAGGCCAGUGAAAGCACGAAAAGUGCAUCAAUUGAGACCUUACAGAGAAACCUCGCAGUAUUUGAGACGAACACGGCAAAUCAGCUUACGAUAAGUCAACACCUUGAACAGGACCUUGAUGCCUGUCGUACUCAAGUCCAAGCCGAGUAUGAACUUCGAACAAAGCUGAUCAACGACAAUGAUACCUUGAAGGCGAGCGAAGCGGCUCUGGUGGCUGAACUGGAUGUCAUCAAAACGGAUAUAGAAGAUUGCAGGAUCAAGUUGCGACAAUCGGAGACGCGAAAUGAGGCCCUGCAGGAGCGCUUCGAAGAUCAGUCUAUGAUGCUGCAAAUGGAGAAAAAGGCCCAUGGCGAUGCUCAGGAGCGCCUCCUGUCCGUUGAAGCAUCCUGCGCCAGAGCAAUUGAAGACGCAAGGAGGAACACAGAUGCUCAAGUUACUAAUCUAAACGAGCGACUUCGUACACUUGAAGGCUUCCUGCGUGAUAGUCAAGCGCAACUCAAGGCCAAGACGAACGAGUAUUCAACGGUGCUGUCAGAUACCGAGACUAAACAUGCGCAGGAAGUGAAAGAGAUUAAGGAGAAUCUAGCCGCAAAGUUGGAAGAAGUAGCACGAUUACAGAGGGAGCUAGAUUCUUCUAAAGACGAAGCGCGGGCACUUCACGAGAAAAUGCACGGUGUGCAACAGGAGUCUAACAAUCUUCAGAAGGAACUUUCAGAAGCCAAAUUGCCGUCUCAAGCGCAGAUCGAAGCGGUCAUCAAGCUGACGAGCAGAAUCGAUGAGUUGCAAAAAGCGAAUGAAGUGCAGGCUCAGCGUGCUGGAUCUAUUAUCUUACGAUACGAGAAGGGAGAUCUGUCGGCGGGAGAGAAGAAACUGAUCGAAAUGAUUCACCGUACAACACAGACAAGUCAUGAGCAGCAAUUGGUGGCAAAAGGAAAUGAAAUUCGUCAGAGGGACAACGCAAUUAAGGAACUGGGGAAGCGAAAGGCAGAACUUGAAAUGCAACUUGCGCGGCUCCUGAAUGUACAGGCGAGGUCAAGAGUGACACCAGAUCCUAAUGGUCCGCGUUCGCUAAUUGACGAGGCCUGGAUGUCCUCUCAGGCAUCGACUAGCCCUCAGACCGGGGAGGCAAUUGCUAAGGCUCCUGAUAGGGACCGCCCUACAACAUUGACGGAGACUGAAGCUGGACCCGAUGAACCAUCACUAAUUCUAAGUUCCCUUGUGUCGAGUAUCAAACCUAAUGCGGUGUUAUCUGUAAACAAGACUAAAACCGUAAAGUCCAAGAAGGCUGGUAUCUCGCCACCGCAUGCCCCGACCUUUGCCAAACUUUCGGAGGGAACGCUUGAUCCAUCCGACACCAUUCAAGCAAGCGACGACGAUAUUGCCCUUACUGAUCUUGUUGCUUCGAAGCGCAAACGUGAUACCACUGAGACGACCGUUAAGGAAACAGAGAGGGCACGGCCACUGCGCCGCACGAAAACGGCCACUCGUACUUUAUCAAGGAAUAGUGACGGUUCUGCACAAGAUCCAAAGGGUACGACGGUUGUGCCCAAAGUGAAGGCACGGAAGCGCAGGUGA
Fomitiporia mediterranea MF3/22 is the source of this 3192-nucleotide messenger RNA. RefSeq lists its product as uncharacterized. NCBI's taxonomy places the organism in Eukaryota, Fungi, Basidiomycota, Agaricomycetes, Hymenochaetales, Hymenochaetaceae. The coding region runs from base 1 to 3192 and encodes 1063 amino acids. The transcript has 19 exons. The record is from RefSeq and is a predicted model, not a curated record.